AAUGUUCCUUGAAAUGUGUGUUGUUUUGGUGCGUAUUAUUAAUAGUACCUAUUAUGUUAUGCACAGAAUUAAUUGCGUUCUAUGAUUUGAUGGACGUGUAAUAAUGUCACCAUGUGACCUGAGUCGUUGUUUAUAGUGUAAUUAUGUGUUCUGUUUUAUCAGUUUAUACUUAAGUUAUUAUAAUACCUGUUUAUCAAGAUGAAAGUUUAUCUAUAUGAAAAAAGUGACCGUUUUAUUUCUUAGUAAAUAAAAAUAAAUGACCGCCUGUUUUAAUUUUUCCAACAUAGACACUGUCUAUAUUGUGAAAGUGUAAAUAAAAAAUUCUAUACGGUAAUUUUUGACAUAGCAGUUUCCAAAUGACAAACGGACUUGUUUAAAACUAUGUAUGAUAGUGAUUACCUACUGAUUAGUAACUUUUUAUCUUAAUUAAAACAUAAAUAUAAUAAUUAUGGAGUUGGGGUUAAAUUUGCUUGUUUAUGUCAAUCUAAUUUCGAGCGCCUGUUUAGCAAAAUAUAAUAAAGGUCAUAUUUAUAAUAAUGUCUACGUCACAUUCCCGGACGAUCCCUGCGAUAAUGCGACGAUAGAAAUGCCAGAUUUUACUGCAAGAAGACGUCGAAUAAGCGAAGUCAAAUGCCUUGAAUACGUUUGGCGAAUAAGAUAUGAACAAGGAAAAGAUAUUAGAAGAACACAAUGUGAAAAAGAAGAAACCGACAGGACACCAAUUUUAGGAGGAAGCGAUGUGUCCUAUGGGGAAUACCCACAUAUGGGCGCUCUUGGCUGGAAGGCAAAGGUUGGGACGUGGAUCUUCAAGUGCGGCAGCUCUCUGAUAAGUGAGAGGUUCGUGUUGACCGCGGCACAUUGCUCCUGCGUGCCGAGCACCGACAAGACCGUCACCGAGUUAGAACCCAAGAUCGUGAGACUUGGCUGCAAGAAUAUUAUGGACGUUGAUAAAGGGGAGCCAGCAUAUGACGUGAACAUCCGUAGAUUUAUAAGCCACCACCGGUAUAAACCUCCCCGCCAGUACUACGACAUAGCGUUAGUUGAACUGGAACAAGAGGUGUCGUUCCGUUGGAAUGUGCACCCAGCCUGCUUACGGAAUCAGUUUGCUAACCCUGAGGAAGGAACUGUAACCGGUUGGGGAGUCAUUGAAACGGCAAGCCUCACCUCUUCUCCGGAGUUACAAAAAGCUGAUAUAAGAAUAAUAGAGUCAGAUGACUGCGACGAGAUGCUGCAGUUGAAGCGGAGUCAGCGCAAGUGGUGGGGCAUUGUGUGGCACCAACUAUGCGCCGGCGACUCCGCUGGCCGCAUCGACACUUGUAGGGGCGAUUCAGGCGGUCCCUUGCAGACCCUGGUCCCACUACGACACUCAAGUCCUUUCAUCAAAUGGAAGCUACACCAGAUAGUGGGAGUCACGUCGUUUGGCUUCGGCUGCGCGCGUCCCAACACCCCCAGCAUUUAUACCAGGGUGGCCAGCUUUGCCACGUGGAUUGAGAAUAUAGUUUGGCCAUCGAACAGGACUAUUGGAAAUAGGAUGUUGUUUAAUACUUAGCU
Maniola jurtina (meadow brown) is the source of this 1551-nucleotide messenger RNA. Its product is annotated as serine protease Hayan-like. Bases 449 to 1549 code for a protein of 366 amino acids. The record is from RefSeq and is a predicted model, not a curated record. The transcript has 9 exons. Gene Ontology annotation, biological process: proteolysis. Lineage: Eukaryota; Metazoa; Arthropoda; Insecta; Lepidoptera; Nymphalidae. Gene Ontology annotation, molecular function: serine-type endopeptidase activity.